AUGUCAGGAUCAGUUGUAUUCAAUACUUCUAUGAAUUUUAUGGUGCAAGGCGGGGAUCCAACUGGAACUGGUCGGGGUGGAGCAUCAAUCUACGGUGAGAAAUUCGAAGAUGAGAUUCGUCCAGAAUUAAAGCAUACAGGUGCAGGAAUUUUAAGUAUGGCUAAUUCUGGUCCAAAUACUAAUGGAACUCCAACUCCAUGGUUAGAUGGAAAGCAUACAAUAUUUGGUAGAGUAAGUCAUGGCAUAAAUGUACUUAAGCGAAUGGGACUUGUUGAUUGUGAUUCUGAUGAUAGACCCAAAGACACAUUGAAAAUUAUAUCUGCACAAGCUUUCUAA
Molecule: messenger RNA, 336 nt
Organism: Diversispora eburnea
Lineage: Eukaryota; Fungi; Glomeromycota; Glomeromycetes; Diversisporales; Diversisporaceae
Source: the annotation of a GenBank genome assembly